CGUAGGUGGCGGUGGUCAGCCAUAUUGUCUCUGAUACAGCAGAAAUCACACAUAGAGGCAGACGCGCCGGCGACGGAGGGAGGCGAGGACCGUUGGCUUGACGAAACUCAGCUUAUUGGGAAGCAUUUCGGUCGUCGAAUUGAUCAAGGGGCUAUCCCACCGUGCCCCUGGUGGCCCCUCCCCCAUCCUUAGGUAAAGCCCCCCCAAAUCCCCCUGCCCUGUUGGGAUCAACCCCCCUCACCCCUUACCUUCCCUCCUCUUCCUCCCUCCCUCCCACCCAUCCUCCCUGUAUUCAAAUUGUCCUCUGCUGGAGUGAAAUCACACCAUCUCUGCCAAGCUGUCGGACAUGUCAGGACCCGUGCCGAGCCGGGCCCGAGUGUACACAGAGGUCAACACUCACCGGCCUAGGGAGUACUGGGACUAUGAGUCCCACGUGGUUGAAUGGGGAAACCAGGAUGACUUUCAGUUGGUGCGAAAGCUGGGGCGUGGCAAGUACAGUGAAGUCUUUGAGGCAAUCAACAUCACCAAUAAUGAAAAGGUGGUGGUGAAGAUACUCAAGCCCGUAAAGAAAAAGAAAAUCAAGCGUGAGAUCAAAAUUUUGGAGAACCUACGUGGAGGUCCUAACAUAAUCUCCCUCAUUGAUAUUGUGAAAGACCCUGUACGUGAUGAGCCCACCAGCUGUGCAAGCUUAUCGAUUUCACUUGGGCUUGGGAAGUAUGUGUCUUCCCGGACGCCUGCCUUGGUCUUUGAACAUGUGAACAACACAGACUUCAAGCAACUGUACCAGACCCUGACGGACUAUGACAUCCGGUUCUACAUGUACGAGAUCCUCAAGGCCCUGGACUACUGCCACAGCAUGGGAAUCAUGCAUAGAGAUGUGAAGCCACAUAACGUGAUGAUUGAUCAUGAACAUCGCAAGUUGCGCCUUAUUGACUGGGGUCUGGCCGAGUUUUACCACCCAGGACAGGAGUACAACGUCAGAGUCGCCUCCCGCUACUUUAAAGGACCCGAGCUCCUAGUGGACUAUCAGAUGUAUGACUACAGUCUGGAUAUGUGGAGCUUAGGGUGUAUGUUGGCGAGCAUGAUCUUCAGGAAGGAGCCCUUCUUCCACGGCCAUGACAACUAUGACCAGUUGGUGAGAAUAGCCAAGGUUCUCGGGACUGAAGACCUCUACGACUACAUCGACAAGUACAACAUUGAACUGGAACCUCGCUUCAAUGACAUUCUGGGAAGGCACUCCCGUAAGCGGUGGGAACGGUUUGUCCACAGUGAGAACCAACACCUGGUCAGCCCAGAGGCUCUGGACUUCCUGGACAAGCUGCUGCGCUACGACCACCAGGCCCGGCUGACUGCCCGUGAGGCCAUGGAACACCCUUACUUCUUUCCCAUUGUGAAAGAUCAGUCUCGUGUGGCUGGAUCAGCCAACCUGCCCAGUGGGAACACAACUGUCAGCACAGCCAGCAUGAUCACUGGUAUCUCUGCCUUGCCAGCCUCCACUGCCCUGGGCCCUCUCACUGGCUCGCCGGUCCUGUCUGCUACCACCACCGCCCUGAGCACCGCGGUGCCCGCCGCUGCCGGCGCCCCGCAGUGACCCCCCCCACCACCCAACUCCCUCCAGUCUCUCCCAUUUCCGCCACCACCCAGCCCAGAGGGAAGAAACUAGACAGGUGCACUCUUGCCAGCCAUCACCACAUCGAACCUAACUCAGUGUGACUGCGCCUCACCGACCCAUUGGCUGGAGGAUGCCGUCGUCUUAAGAAAAUAUCUUUUUUUUUUUUUCUUCUUUUUUUUUCUUCUUCUCGAAUGAACGUGUUAACCUGACAUCUGAAAUGAAUGUUCCGUGUAACUGAAUAUACAGGUAGUCCUUUCAUUUCCCACAAGCUGUAGUGAAUACAAAGGGUUGUGUGUUUGUGUGGUGCGUCUGAGAGCGACUGUCACCCACGGCUGGCUGGGGGUCUCUGCAAGCCCCCCUGUGUGUAUUAGUUUGGAUUGUGAAGGCAGUGGUCCAUAAGUGCAUCAGCAGAAGGCAAAAGAAAGAUGUUGGCCUAUCAGGACCAAAAGGAGCAUAUCCUGUAUAGUUUACUACUGCAGCAUCGUCAAAAACUAGACCAGGUGAGAACACUUAAUUUACCUCCCCAGAUGAGUCUAAACAACCUCCAGAUCACAGCAUUUUGGAAGUGUGUGGUGCUGUUCUGUGCUCCAGGUGUAUGUGAACACAAUGACACUCAAACACUUUCUCUGCCCGAGUAGUUCUGUCUUGCCUUUCUUACCAAACCAGAUCACCAGUCUUCUUUUGAUAUGCGACUCCCGGUCACGUCAUCCGUUGUUUGUUUUAUAUUGAAAUGUUCUGGACUGCUGGAUAAGGUUCAUCAUCAAGUGGUUUGACUAGUGUUGUACUACGAUCUCUCAAGAAGCCAGGUAAGGUUCAUUCAGGUUCUCAAAGAAAUGAUUUCUCUAACGUGCUGCUCUCCAGUUCCUUGAAUUACUUCAAGAAAUAACCAAAGUUUACUCGGUUGGAAGAAGAGACUGACCAAACCUAGUUUUGUUUUGUGGGAGUUACUCAUGGAGUUGCUGUAAUGCAGGUUGACAAUGUGCGUUCUAGUGAAAAAGAAGAAAAGGUGACUGAAGCACUGUUAGUGUGGGAGGAGAGUGCUGUUAAGUGUAGUGACAUGGGAAAGCUUUGUGAUGAGUAAUAAAGCCAACUGGCUUUGACCAAUAUGUUGAGCAACAAGUAUUGAAGUUGAAAUUUUGAUUAGCACUUGAGGGCUAGAGUUUUCCCCAGUGUUUUAGUGCCAGAGUUUGAAAGUGUUGAAGGUUUUAGACCCUGCUGUACAUAUGCAUCUUUUUUUUUUUUUUUUUUUUUUUUUUUUUUUUUUUUUCCUCAUUUGAACCUGAAAAUGCAAAUAAAUCAGAACAUGUAUAAAUUGACCUGAGAACGGAGCAGUUUGAGUCCCUACAUCACUGUAUAUAUUUUUAUGUCCUUAUGUAGAAGAUUAGUAUUUGAGAAUAUUUGUGUAAAUAAACAUGUGUUUUAUUUAUCAGGUA
Molecule: messenger RNA, 3045 nt
Organism: Micropterus dolomieu (smallmouth bass)
Lineage: Eukaryota; Metazoa; Chordata; Actinopteri; Centrarchiformes; Centrarchidae
Gene: csnk2a4
Product: casein kinase 2, alpha 4 polypeptide
Exons: 14
Coding region: 347-1591 (414 amino acids)
Biological process (GO): protein phosphorylation
Cellular component (GO): protein kinase CK2 complex; nucleus; cytosol
Molecular function (GO): ATP binding; protein serine/threonine kinase activity
Source: RefSeq, a predicted model, not a curated record